GUUCUUACCUUCGUUCGAUUAUCCCUGUGUGUUGGCACCUUCAGUCUGGUACUACACAAGGCGUCGUCACGUCGAGGACUCCACUUGAAUCAUCGAACUUACCUUCCAAUCCCCACUGUCAUGCCGACUCACAAAGGUUCCUGUCUCUGCCAGGCUGUUCAGUACGAGGCCACCGUGCCCGAGGGUGGCCCGAGCAUGUCCACCGUCUGUCACUGCCAGGACUGCCAAAAGUGGAGCGGAUCUGCGUUCGCGAGCAACUUCAUUUUGCCUGCUACGGACCUGAAACUUACGAAGGGUGCGGAGGGCGCGGAGAUCAAGGUCUACACGAUAACCAACACGACCUCGGGCAAAGCACUGAUGAAGUAUUUCUGUGACACGUGCGGAUCGGCGCUUUACAACAAGUCGGAGGUGGACGAUAGGAUUGUGGCCAUCGCGUCGGGUACACUCGACGACCCCAUCGAUGCGACGGCGCAGUCGAUGACCGAGUUCUUCUGCGUUAACCGCCGGACGUGGCUGAAGCCUCUGGAUGGUGCCAAGCAGACUCAUAAGCUGUUCGAGUGAAUGGAACGUGAAGCAUGAUUCUUCCCACUCUGACGGGCCACGACGUACAUACGCAAUAGGGCACGAGGUGGUGGACGUCGAGACUCAGGGAGCAAUGUACAGGACAUACGGAGUGUAUGUUGUGUUUCAAGAUCAGAAACACAAACGGGAGCUACUUUGGAACUUGUCAGCUGCCAGCAGAAGUUGGCAGCCCAGCUUGGACACUUUAUUUUAUUUUAUUUUGAACGACGAUAAUUGUAAAUUAUUUAUCCGGAGAAUAUUGACUCGCG
Messenger RNA from Coniophora puteana RWD-64-598 SS2, 830 nucleotides. RefSeq lists its product as uncharacterized. The record is from RefSeq and is a predicted model, not a curated record. Gene Ontology annotation, molecular function: carbon-sulfur lyase activity. The transcript has 2 exons. The coding region runs from base 121 to 561 and encodes 146 amino acids. Lineage: Eukaryota; Fungi; Basidiomycota; Agaricomycetes; Boletales; Coniophoraceae.